Molecule: messenger RNA, 678 nt
Organism: Exophiala bonariae
Lineage: Eukaryota; Fungi; Ascomycota; Eurotiomycetes; Chaetothyriales; Herpotrichiellaceae
Exons: 2
Coding region: 1-678 (225 amino acids)
Source: RefSeq, a predicted model, not a curated record
AUGGCGGAAUCCUCGAGUGCCAACCCAUCCGAAGGCGAGCAGUUGGGAAGAAAAGCAGGACUCGCGGCCGCUGUCAACGCGCUGCAUGUCGAAUCAUCGAGCCAAAUCAAAUUCAAACCUCAGACGCAGGUGAUUAAGCUGUCCAAGGCCCACAAGGCUCUUCCCCAUGUCUACCGAGUCCUGCAGAACGAAUUGGUGCAUGACACUCGCGCAAAAGCAAGUCUCGCCGCAAAUCACGCCGGUGCUGGCUCUCGUGGACUCGUUAACUACGACUCUGAUGGUGGCAGCACCCCGACCCAAGCCACUUUCAACGCAAGCCUACUAGCCAAUAAGGCCAAAAUUCCCACCAAGAGUUCGUUUCCUACGGUAGUGAAGUGCACAAUCGUCGACGAGAAUGGUAGCAAGGACUGGGUCUUCCAAGACGAGCUCGUGUUGGCCGAGCGAGACAUCAGCCUCAAAGCCAUGUAUGUGGCAGCCAAGAAAGUACGAGAAGCCGCCACUCCCGAGGAUAGACUUGCUAGGCUGUCAGAAAUGAGUUCCUGGGUCGAUAAACUGCCAAAUGACGUGGAAGAAGAGCAGGACGAGUUGGAAAAGAAGCAGAAGAAGAUUGCAGCCAAGCAACAGAAUCUCAAGGAGCUUUUAGAGCUGUUCGACGAGGUCCGGACUGUGUUCUAUUAG